AUGGGCCAAACAGUCGCUUCUGGACUCAUCGGCACAGUAACAGUCAGUGACCAAUUCAAAGAGUCUCGUUUCACUGUCACAAAAGAGGAUGCUCAGUAUUCUCUCAUCAUCAGAAAUGUAAGCAAAGAGGAUGAAGCAACAUAUUUCUGUCAGAAAGGAACAUCAUUUUCACCGACUUUCGUCAAUGGCACAUUCUUGAUUGUGAACGACAACAAUCAGCAGAAAUCAGUCUAUGUGAAACAAAGUCCGGAGACAGCAUCAGUCCAGCUGGGAGACGCACUGACUCUCCAAUGUUCACUGCUCUCCAAGAACACAACAGAAAACACAGAUCAGUGUCCAGGUGUACACAGUGUGUACUGGUUCAGAGCUGGAUCAGGAGGAUUUCAUCCAGGCAUCAUUUACACUCACAGGAACAGGAGUGAUAAACCUGUGGAGAGGGGCUGUGUCUACAGUCUGUCCAAAACUAUACAGGACUCCUCUGAUACUGGGACUUACUACUGUGCUGUGGUCACAUGUGGAGAGAUCCUGUUUGGUGAAGGAACUAAAGUGGAUACAAGAUCAGAGUUGGAUCCAGUUGUUCUUGUACUUGGAGCACUGUUGGCCUGCUGUGUGACUGUGAUUGCCGUCCUUAUUUUCUACGUUAAUGGGAGGAGAGUUUGUGAACAUUGCAACGGAGCAGCAGGAGCCUCUCAUAAUCUUGAAACAUCAACGGUGGAUCAAUCAAACAACCUGGAUGGUGAAGCAAAGGAAGUGAACUAUGCAGCGCUGGAUUUACCCACAAUUAAAGUGAAAAGAGGAAAUAAAAUGAGGAGGGAGAACACACAGUGUGUUUACUCUAUUGUUAGAUCAGAUUACCACAACCAGCAACACCCCUCUCUAUAG
Molecule: messenger RNA, 882 nt
Organism: Thunnus maccoyii (southern bluefin tuna)
Lineage: Eukaryota; Metazoa; Chordata; Actinopteri; Scombriformes; Scombridae
Exons: 5
Coding region: 1-882 (293 amino acids)
Biological process (GO): response to bacterium
Source: RefSeq, a predicted model, not a curated record